GCCGGGUGGGGAGACCCGCGCGGGGAGUAGGUGAGGGGACCCGGCGGGCGCCUGGGGAGAGGCCGGGAAAUGAGCGCUUGGAAAUCUGUCUGCGAGCGGACCCAUGAUCGAAGGACCAGGAGAGCCGCGUGAUCGCCAGACCUGGCCCUGCGACCCUAGACAUGGGCCAGACCUCGGUCUCCACGCUGUCCCCGCAGCCCAGCAGCGUUGAUGGACUGGACAAAGCUUCUAUAGCAAACUCAGAUGGACCAACGGCAGGUUCCCAAACACCUCCCUUCAAGAGAAAGGGGAAACUGUCCACCAUUGGUAAAAUCUUUAAGCCAUGGAAAUGGAGGAAAAAGAAGACCAGUGACAAAUUUAGAGAAACUUCAGCAGUUUUGGAAAGGAAGAUAUCUACAAGACAAAGUAGAGAGGAGCUGAUAAGAAGGGGAGUUCUUAAGGAAUUGCCUGAUCAAGAUGGAGAUGUAACAGUUAACUUUGAAAAUUCAAACGGGCACAUGAUACCCAUCGGAGAGGAAUCUACCCGAGAGGAAAAUGUAGUAAAAUCUGAAGAAGGUAAUGGCUUUGUAGCUGAAAAAGCACCACCUCUGGAGGAAAAGGCAGAAGAUAAGAAAGAGAACACUGAAAACCACUCUGAAACACCGGCAGCUCCUGCUCCACCUCCUCCGGUUCUUCCUAAGCCUAAACCCAAACCUAAGCCCAAAAAAACACCAGUGCCUCCAAGAGCUGCUGCUGGGGCCAGCCCCAAGGGUGACGAAGUGCCUCCUAGUAAAAAAAAUAUCAAGGCUCCUGGUAAGCAGGCCCCCGUUCCUCCACCCAAGCCAACAAGCCGAAACACGACCCGAGAGACUGCUGGUUCCUCUCAUCCCAAAAAAACAACUGGCUCCAAAGCAUCAGCAUCACCAUCUACUUCCUCCACCUCAUCUCGUCCCAAAGCUUCCAAGGAGACAGUUUCUAGCAAAACUGGGACAGUGGGAAUCACAAAGGGCAAGAAAAAGACUGGCAAGCAGCCAACGUCUCGACCGUCCUCUGAUGCAACCCCUUCUGCCGCAUCUGACGCGAAAGGAGAACCUCCAGAGACCAUGGAGGAGAGUCUCCACCCCGAGCCCACUGUCUCUGGCACCGAGGAGCAGACCGCAGGCAAACCCAAGUCUGACAUCCCUCCACACCCCGUGACUCCGCCACCCCCACCCCCUGCCCCUCCUCUUCCUCUUGGAGAGCAGAGCUUUGUUGCCUCAGACACUCCUGUUGUCCUGGUCAGCAAUGGAGCCGACCUGCCCGUCCCUGUCUUAGACCCAAGUCAGCUUCUCUGGACUGAAGAGCCAACAGAUAGAACCACUAUCCACUCAGGCACCGGCUUAAGUAUUAGCAGAGACAAUACAAAAUGUUUCCCAACCAAAGAUGAGCUGGGGACUGCCACAGCACAGCUGCUGACCCCUGGGCUGAUGGGAGAAUCUUCCGAAUCCUUCAGUGCCCCGGAGGACGAAGGCCAAAGGGAAUACCAGGCCAAUGACUCUGACUCCGAUGGCCCUAUCUUGUACACUGAUGAUGACGAUGAAGAAGACGAUGAGGACGAGGAUGGCAGUGGAGAAAGUGCUUUGGCAAGUAAAAUACGACGAAGGGAUACCCUUGCUAUCAAACUUGGCAACAGACCAUCUAAGAAAGAAUUGGAGGACAAAAACAUCUUGCAACGUACGUCUGAGGAAGAGAGGCAGGAAAUCCGACAACAGAUCGGAACCAAGCUGGUCAGGAGACUUAGCCAGAGGCCAACAACUGAAGAAUUAGAGCAGAGAAAUAUCUUAAAACAAAAGAAUGAAGAAGAAGAACAAGAAGCAAAAAUGGAACUUAAACGCAGACUCAGCAGAAAGCUCAGCCUGAGACCCACCGUGGCAGAACUGCAAGCUCGAAGGAUCCUGCGGUUUAAUGAGUACGUUGAAGUCACCGAUUCUCCUGACUAUGAUCGCCGGGCAGACAAACCCUGGGCCAGGUUGACACCUGCAGACAAGGCAGCAAUAAGGAAAGAACUAAAUGAAUUUAAGAGCACAGAAAUGGAAGUUCAUGAAGAGAGUCGACAGUUUACAAGGUUUCACCGUCCAUAAUGAAGUGGGAGACUCUUUGGAAACAGACUGAUCAUCUUUGGAGGAAAUCUCACUUCCUGAAAACCUGAUAUUGCACUGGGAUUUGAAUGUGUGUGUUUCCUUUUAACUGGUGGUGCGGGAAGCAUGUGCAAAGCGCUGGGAAGUAUUCCCCACCUGCAGCCCGAUGGGGCCACAAGCCAAAGGGCGGCGUGCGUGGCCUUUACUCUCCAGCAUGUGUGGAGACGGUAAGGGACACCAUGGCUACUCCAGUUACUCUUCAUUGAGAGUUUUUAAUCAGAGAAGAUGAGCAGAAGACAAUCAAUUGCAGGCUGCCUGUUAACCAGAAAGCCAAGUUUUAGAGUGCAGGUCAAAGAAAAAUGUGGACUGGCAUUGCUGGGGAAUGGGAUGGGGUGGGGUUGAGAAUCAAAAAGAAAGAGGAAUAUUUCAUUACGUUAAUGAAAAAAAAGAAAAUUGAAGUAUAAGUGUAUUUUUGAAAUGGAUAUUGGAGAACUUUAGAAAUUUGGGAAAUCCCAAAGUGGAUUCCUUAAAGGCCUGAUUCUAGAAGAAAGUUCUUAUUUCACCAUUAUGUUGGUACAGUAUAGAACCAUUAUUUUAUGUUGUGCCAGUGAAUCCAAUUGCCAGAAAAUAAGUCUGAGUGUUUUCAUGCAUCUUUUUCUUAAUGCAAGCAGCUUCUACUGACUCUUAACAAGCAUGCUUAACCAAAUUUUGUUGCAUGCUUUAAGUGGCAUAACUAUUCACACUUUGCUUUUUUUUUAAUAUUCCUUACCUAAUAUGCCAAUAUGUCUGGGAAUAAAAUCAGAUACAAUGUAACCCUAAAAAUCUGUAGCAAGCUUUAGAAUGAAGUCUCCUGAUCUUUCCCUUUAUGUUUAUCCUCAAAGUCAAAAUAACCAUACUUUACCUAAGGAAGAUGAUAUUGACAAUCAUGAUACCUUUAAAAAAAUCUGAAUCCAAAGUUAGAACUUUAAAGAAGUACAAGUCUGUUGCCAGCAGUUAGUCUGAGUGGGAACACAAAGGAUUACCUGUUUUCAGCACUGCGUUAAGUUGAAUUGCUGCUAUUAUAAGAAUAAAGCACAUAGUCAAAAAAAUACUCAACCAAAGGCUUAAAAUAACACGGAAAAUUUUGGCAAAGUCGCUGGUGAGGAAAACCUCAUCUUGUAUUUUAAGAGUCUGUAGGUUGUAUCCAUGAAUAUAUCAACUUUCAAUGAGAAAGAAUCAGUGAGAAUAGUCACUGAAGGUUACUUAUGAGCCUGUGAUCAAUAUUGUUUACAUUAAGAAAUCCUCAGUUGUCAUCUUGCUUUUUCCUGUGGAGACUUGGGCAUAAUACCACUCCCAAAUACACAUGAUGAUAUAUAAAUACUGCUUUACAUUCACGUGUCCUUUUGAGUGUGUUGCGCCCCUUUGAUUAAACACACACACAAUGUAUAAUAACUAAACAAAACCUAAAUGGACUUUAUUUUACUCACAGAACAUAAGCUAGCAUGUUCUGAAAUGGUUCUGGUAAUAGUAUAGAAGAUUCUAAUUUUUUAUCUCAGCCAACAAGCCAACAUGUAAUCUGGAGGAUCACUUUGGAUCCUGCCAUUCAUUUAUGUCUUAAAGAUUCAUGUAAAUUGGAUGAUUUUGUUUAGAAAUAAAAACAGUUUAGUCCCAGUUGACCUGUCACAAAAAGCCAGGACCAUUUUGUCACUAAAACAAGGAGCCAGCAUCGCUGCAGCCUUGCCUGCUCUGUUGUCAUCUCAUUAAUAAGAUAAGGCAUAUUUUUACUUUAAAACAUUCUCUGCCUUCUCAAGUAUCUCCCUGAAACUAAAGGUUUGUCCAUUUAUGUUUAAAUCCAGCCAUAGAUCUGUUCUAAUUUUUUGCCGGACAUCUUUUCUUUUUGAUAAUAUUUUAGUACCAUCUUAAUUGCUUGGGAGAAAGAACAGGCGGUGUCAGUUCUAAUUUUAUGUACUUAAGCUUUGAACAUUGUUUUGAUUUCUAAUCAUAAGGCCUCUAUAAAAAAAAUAGCAAAUAUAAGACAUUACCAUUUUAUCACUCAACAUACCUAACAUAGAAAGUCUCUAUUUGGCUGAAAAAAGGAACAGUCUUUUGCCACUAGUGGUGCAUGCAUGUGAUGCAUUUUUUUAUUCCAUGCAGUGAGAUGCACCCAGUAUAGAAAUGAGACUCUGGCACCUCAGUAUAUUGUUUUCCUCGUAGGAGAGAUCACAUUUAUGAACCACCCACACUUUUUCUUCAUACAGCUUGACAUGCUUAGAGAAAAUUUUUAAAGAGAGAAAAUUUUAAAAAUUACUGCCAGCCUAAUAUUUAAGAAUGGAACCACCAAUUAUUUCAUUAAAAUGAGUCUUCAAACAGCAAGCUCUGGCUAGAAGCGAAGGAUUAUGAGCUAAACUUUUUGCACAAUAAGGUUCAGUUAUAGUGACUAAUUUUAAAAAGCAGAAACACUGCACAUCUGCCCUAGCAGCCCAUUCAGUGGGCUCUUCACUGGCAGCCAUAAAAGGAUACAAAGGUGUAGACCACCUUACAAAUAACCAUGCCUCUGCCCAGUGCAGCCAUUAGCUGCAGCUCUAGAAAGAAAAUCAAUGUGUAUGUGAAUUGGGUGGUUGUAGCAGAACUGCAGGUUUUUCCCUGUUUGAAGUGUGACAUUAGAUUAACAGAGAGGAAGUGAGUAGAUUUUCCUGAGUCCACAAGAUAGGGUAAGGAAGAAAUCAAGCCCACCUGCAGGAAGGUUCCAGGUAAGAAGGAAAGGCAGCCCAGAGAGAAUGUAAAAGCCCAAGCUUUUUUCCCUUUUUCUUAAAAUGAAGCAAAAGAACAUUAAUAUUAUGGUACUAGGAAGAUACCAUGUGCUUUAUCCUCAUCUUGUUGGUCAUGACCGAUCCGUCUGACAAAAUCAGUUCUCUGGUGAUCAGGGUUAAUUUAAGGUUACCUGCCUGAGAAUGUCUUGUGUAGGUGAAAUGCCUUGCAUUUUUUAUAGUCAAUAUUGUUUAUCUUCAUUAAGUAACCUAGAUAAAAACUAUAUUCAGAGGAUCAUUUCAGUUAUUUAAAUAACUGAUUUAAAAGGAUGAAAAAGCAAACUCAUUUCUCUCUGAUUUAUCCAGAAAACACAUUUUUCUGGUAUUCUUAUCAUACCCUCUAUAGACACCUUGGUGAUAGUCACUUAUCUUCCUCUAUUGUCAGUAAAUCUAUUGUUAGCAGAAAGUUCUGAAAUGGAAGUAAAAACCUGUUAAGGCAGUAGAGGAAUUGAAUACACCCCUCAAAAGCACGAAAUAUCGAAAAUAAGUCCUUAAAUCCCAUGCCAGGUUUUACACAAUGCAAUUAAUUUGGUGAUAGUAUCAUCUUUCUCAGAAAAAGCACUCCUCAAAAUAAUUCAAAGACAGGUUUCAAAGAGCAACCAGCAGGUCCAAUUUUACUAGUGACCAAUGGUGGUGGGGACAAAGAAUACGCCAAGACCAUUCUCAUAUUCACUUUCCAUUUACUUUUUACAAUCAUUAAGCUUAAGCUCUUCAUGGAAAUGCAAACCAUCAUUAAUAUUACUAGAAAAUAACUGAAACAUAGUCAACCUAUUCAAAAUAAGAAUUCCAAACGCUGUAAGAUUUCUGGCAAAAAAAAAAAAAAAAAAGAAUCCUGUGGCAGCUGUCCCUGCAUCAAAUCAACCCUAUAGGCAAGAGUCACUUUUUGCUAUGCUAGAAUUUAUUGCACACACACUCAAAAUGUCAUUCAGCUUGUCGCAUUGCUAGCACAGCUACACAUGUGAGCAAAUCACUGUUGAUCGAUGUUUCUCAAUUUACAGCUGGGCAAUUCUUUGUUGUACAGAAGUCUCUACUACAUUGCAAGAUGCUUACUAUCCCAGGCCCCUUUCUGCCUAAAUAUCAAUAGCAUCUCCAGUCUUUGUAAAAUCCAAAAGCAAAGAGCCCUCCACCAUGUCCAAAUGCCUGUUUAGGAAGGCAGGACCUUCUCCCUUGAAUACCACUGUCAAUUUGAGGACACAGGGAAAGUGCCUACCUCAAAACAAUAUCUUCAUUCAUUGCCUUGCAUUUCCUUGAGCCCUUUAUAAUGUCUUCCACCUCUGCUUUUACAAGCCUUCUCCUUCUGUGCAGCUUUCAUUUGCCAGGUCUUCAGGGAGACGGUUCCUGGACACCUGGGUAGUUCCAGUGGGAGUAGUCUUUUGCCUUGUACAUAAAGGAGAGACUUUACAGUAAGGAAACUUCUUUUUUUCCUUUGCCUCACACUUUUACUGGAACUACACUGUAGGUUUUAAUGCUUGUCAAUAUCAUCAGAAUAGAUGCAUGGCUUAACCGCAGCUAACCAGUCACAUAUACAAAACUGGUAUUCUAUGAAAAUCACCAUUAGCUUUCACUUGGUAAACUGCAUCCCCUAAAUUCCAAAACAAGUAUUCAAUCUAUGUACAUAUGCUUAAUUCGAUCCCCCUGUAUAAAUGUAGUCACGCAGUUGGACCUUUGUGAGAUAUGUGAAUACUGAACUAUGAGGAAACCUGCAUUAACUAUGGCUUGUGUACACAUUGUUCAUACUUUGAUGUUGGUUCUAACACAAAACAAGAUGGUUUUACUGGGGUGGAACAUUAUUAAACUAUACUAAGAAUAUAUAAACAUACUUACCCUCUGCCUUGUUUAUUACUGAAACUGAAUGAUAAACAUGUCUUGGCAUUAUUUGGAUGAAUUGGCUAAUUCAUAGUGGGAAUUAUGAAUUAAUAAUAAUUAAUUAGCCACUAUGCCUUUUUUAAAUAUUAAAAUUUCUAAAUAUCCUUUUUGAGGCAGAGCAACUGGGAGUCGAUAAAGCUGGGUUUCUAUUGUGAAAUUUUAGAUGGUGCUUAAGCCUUAUCUUGCUGUGUAGCAAUUUUUUAAAAGAAUAAAUGGAAGGGAGUAAAUGGGGCAAAAUGCCACUCAACCCUCAGGUCAAUUUUAUGGUGUAUUAAAAUGCCAAUAAUAUUUGUGCCACUUGCCAAUUUGGAGGGACUUUUCCCUGACUGGAUACUUUUGCUCUAGUUUGUGUUAUUAGGUCUUGACAGAGCAUAUGCAGAGAGAAGUCGCCAUUGUAAUGCUAACUAGCAUCCAAAAACAAGCUGAAUGAAUCUAGGGUCAAACCACUUUCAUCCCUAAAAAUACAGGCACUAAUUUUUUUAAAUAAUUGUUCUGUGGCUUAGAAAUGUGCCAAUGUGUUCAAAACAUUCUGCACCGAUUUCACCAGAUUUAGAACUAAAAACUCAAACUUUUCUCUUUUUUUCUAUGUAACAGUGAUUUUAAAAUAAAGACUAUAUGCAUUCUUUUGUUAUUGCAAGUUUUGGUUAAAAUGAUAACAAUAGUAAGCUGUGAUCAUUAUCAGACUGACUGAAUGAUUCCUGAUUUCCAGUGAGUGGUCUAAUUCUAUAUAUUACACAGGUAUAAUAUCUGUGAGUGUAAAUAACUGGAACUGUAUACUGAUUAACAUGACAGUUUCUCUUUUUUGUGGUUGAUCUUGAUCUGUACUGUAUUAUAGUAUGUGGGUAUAAAUAUCUACAAGUAUACACACAUAUGUAUAUGUAUUCCACUAUUGUAACAUGAAAGAAACUAUGUAUUAUCUUUUUUAUUCUGUAUUGCUGUUUGUGUUAUUUAAAAAGCAAAAUUAUGCUCUAUUUAGUUGUAUAAUAUUAUAGGAUACCUUGCUGUGCACAAUUCCAAGUGCCUUAGAACAUUGUUUAGCUUUCAAGUAUACAUAAAUGCAUAUAUGUAUAAAAUUGGGAACGGUUACCUCAAUAAAAAUCAUUGGGAAA
This is a messenger RNA of Talpa occidentalis (Iberian mole), 7857 nucleotides long. RefSeq names its product phosphatase and actin regulator 2 (gene PHACTR2). NCBI's taxonomy places the organism in Eukaryota, Metazoa, Chordata, Mammalia, Eulipotyphla, Talpidae. The record is from RefSeq and is a predicted model, not a curated record. Gene Ontology annotation, molecular function: actin binding. Gene Ontology annotation, biological process: actin cytoskeleton organization.